GUUAAACCUUUUUUUUUCUAUUUUAACUCCAUAUUUAUCCAAUCCGAAUGAAAUAAUAAUGAAAAGAUUUAAAGUAAUUUACAAAUACUAAUCAUUAAUACUUUGUAAUAAAUGUCGGCGCUAACUACUGUACGAUGUGAAAUUAAAUAAGGCGGAACAAAGCUACAAAAAAAAAAAAAAAAAAAAAAAAACCCGGGGUCCUUACAGGGGAUGCAUGUUGAAGCGAUGUACUGGAUUUUAUAGUGCUUUAUUUACAACGCGCACGAGCGCGGCCGUGACCGAAAUCAUUUCCGUGUUUGUGUUUUCGUUUUUUUCCGUUUGUUUGUGAGGAUUUUAGAGAUGUAAAUAAUUCACAUACGAGUUACAGCAAGCGAGACUGAAACUUUCCCGUUUCAUCCACAACUGGUUCUUCUUAAAAUCUCUGCGAUUCCCUGGAGGAACAAGCCCAAGAACUAUUCCUGUUCCGGUGAUUUCCUGCGUGAUGGAUGGCGAGGCUCUGGUUCACAGCUGGCCGUGUUCCUACUACGUUAACGGCGAUAAGCGCUGGGUGAGCGGUCGUCUCACUCUGACCCCAAGCGCCGUCCGCUUCAGCUCGUCGUCAGGCGUAACCGGAGGUCUCCUGCUUCCGCUGUCCCGCGUGACACACAUCAACACCGAGUCGUCCUGCUUCAUCUUCAGCGCCGUGACGCUGCAGGAGCGCGACGCCCACAAGCACUGGUUCUCAUCUCUGAAACCGAGCGCCAGUGCCGUGUUCCACGUCCUACAGCACUUCUGGAGAGAGUCGCUCGCCGUGCGCACACACUCCACACACACUCCGCUCAGCCGCGGUCAGAGACUCAUCAGCAUGGUGAGCGACGCCCAACACACACUCACACACACCGGCAGGGCACUGAGUCAGCAGGGAGAACAGUUCCACCACAUGAUCCACCAGAUUGACAAGAUGGAGUCCGACCUGGGCGUGGCCGAUAAGUUGCUGUCAGAGCUGGAGUCUCCUGCGUGGUGGCCGUUUGGAAAGUUGCCCUGGAACAGGAAGUGUCAACUGGAACUGGGUAAAGCUGAAGCUACAGCUCCACCCCCUGAAGGCGCCGCGAGAUCGUCUAAAGAGAUCCUGAGUGUGCCGGUUGUGUUUUACCGCGGCGGUGACAUAAACGCCGCAGAUGUGAAUUCCGGUGCUCUGGUGUUGCUAGUCUCCGCCCUGGAGGUGUUCAAUGCUAAUGGCCGACUCAUUCAUCGCUUCCACAAACAGGAAGUGGACGAGAUCCGUGUGCACGGCGUUUGUGACAUCAGCGUGCGACAACGCCACAUCGGAAAGCCAGACGUGUGUUUCAGGUUGUUGUCGGCCAAGAUGGCGGAGGCACUGUGCGUCCUUGAGAUGCAGUACAAAAAGAAAGUGGAGUUUGCCAGGGAUUACACAGGGUUCCAGGCCACACCCAGUGAUGACAUCACACCAGGGAGCGCGGCCUUCUGGGGCGCCGGAGCGAGUUCAGACUCAGAUGUUCCUGUACAGGUUCCUGCAGGAGAUCUGACUCCAGUUCAGCUCCAUGUUCAGCAGAAGACAGUGACUCAGGAGGAGGCACAGGAGCUCAAACAGAUGCUGCUGCAGUUGAAGUCUCUGGCUCUGGAGGCGGACAGUGAGCUGCAGCGUCAGGAUGAAGAUCUGGACGUGUUGAUGUCCUCCAGUGACCGCAGCACCGCCACCAUCAACACACACACACGUAGGAUGAGGAAACUGCUCUGACCUUCUUCAUCAUCAUCAUCACCACCACCACCACCAUCAUCAUCAUCAGUAACCCGACACGAGCACGUCCUACAGGACUUCCUCCUGCAUGACUCUGUCUCCCCCUGCAGGCAGUGAGAUGGACAGGUGAACUUCUCCAGACUGACCUCUAUAUAAAGAGAUUUCCUGCACGUCUGCUAUGAAACAAACACACACACACACACACACGCACACACAGCUGAUUCAUUUACAUAAUUUUGUGCAAUCUGUAAAUGCUGUACAUAUAUUGUGUGAUGUUUUAAUCAUGUUCCUUAUUUUUAUUUAUUUAUUGUCCUGAUGGAGUUUGUGAGUUAAACCUGACUGAAAUAAACACACAAUGACCAGUAAAGUAGCACAGCAACACAUCUCCAUCAUCCGCCAUCACACAUAACGUGUAGGUCCUUAUCUAUAACCUCUUCACUGUGUGUGUGUGUGUGUGUGUUUGUGUGUGUGUGUGCGCGCACAUAAGGUAGGGAAUGAUAGAGUGCCCACCGUUUAGUUACUAACUAGUUAAACAUCAUUUACAAACUGAAGUCAAGAAAAAACUACUUUAUUAACUGCAGGGGGAGCAGAACUAAAAUAUUAUUAGGGAAAUGGGGAAAAGGAAAUGGGGAAUAGUGAUUGGGGUAAAAAGGGAAGUAGAGAAUAAGGAGACCGUGUCCAUGUGCAUGUCAUAUUAAUCAUGAACGCUUCACUUUAUUCUUUAACACUCAGUAUAGAAUGUUUACUCAUGUUGUUCUACAUGAAUGAUUCUAUCAUGUCCGUUUAUCUUCUUGUUUAAAUCCCACUUUACCAUCAGCAGCCAAUCAGAACGUCUUCAUGACUCAGCACGAUUAGCACACACAUACGCUAGUCCUGCGCUAGCCACGCUGUUUCAUUCAGUUUACAGAAUGUUCCAGUGAAGGAGUCUAAUGUCUUUUCUACAUCAGAAACACUAUGCUAGCUGGCGUUCCUGUUAUUAGCACGCGUUUUAUCAUAAAGGAAUGUUCUCUUUGAUUUAGUCAUGUUAUUAUCGAUACCUUUAGAUUUCCAGACCUUUACCUGUAUCAGCGAUUACCAUGGCAAAAUGGUCUCGCACAAUUCUGCUCGUGUUGCAGGUCACGAUGGUUAAAAGGGGCGGGGUUUACAGUUGUAUCUUUUAUUUUUCAUUACGUUUGUAUUUGUAUGAAAUGAUUGAAAUCCACCCACACCCAUGCUGCUUGUUCAGAUGAAAAUGUAUGAGAUGAGAUUGCCAUGGCAACGUCCUUGAAGUAAAGCAUCUCACUGUACUGUUACACCUGUAUGUAUAACGAAAAUAAAGGCCAUGUUUGUAUGUAAUUAAAUACGAACACUAUUUAUUCACCGUA
Molecule: messenger RNA, 3102 nt
Organism: Ictalurus punctatus (channel catfish)
Lineage: Eukaryota; Metazoa; Chordata; Actinopteri; Siluriformes; Ictaluridae
Gene: snap47
Product: synaptosome associated protein 47
Exons: 6
Coding region: 482-1738 (418 amino acids)
Biological process (GO): synaptic vesicle priming; exocytosis; synaptic vesicle fusion to presynaptic active zone membrane
Cellular component (GO): SNARE complex; plasma membrane
Molecular function (GO): syntaxin binding; SNAP receptor activity
Source: RefSeq, a predicted model, not a curated record